AUGCUCCUUCCCAAUGACACCCAAUUCCACCUCUUCUCCUUUUUGUUGCUGGAGAUCCCAGGAAUGGAAACGCUGCACGUCUGGAUCGGCUUUCCCUUUUGUGCUGUGUAUGUGAUUGCACUCAUCGGGAACUUCAUGAUUCUGCUUGUGAUCCAGGCUGAGAGUAGCCUACAGCAGCCUAUGUUCUACUUCCUGGACAAGCUGGCUGCUGUUGAUUUGGGUCUGUCCACAGCUACCAUCCCCAAGAUGCUUCGGAUCUUCUGGUUCAACCUCAGAGAGAUCAUCUUUGAAGCCUGCCUUGUGCAGAUGUUUUUCAUUCACAGCUUCACACUUAUGGAGUCAGCGGUCCUGUUGGCAAUGGCUUAUGACCACUAUGUGGCCAUCCGUAAUCCACUCCAAUAUAGCACCACCCUCACCAACCAGGCUGUUUCUGUGACGUUGGGUGUGUUAGUGAGAACAUUUAUUUUUGUGAUCCCAUUUGUAUUUCUUAUCUUGCGAUUGCCCUUCUGUGGGAAUCAUGUCAUUCCCCAUACCUACUGUGAACACAUGGGUCUUGCUCGCCUCUCUUGUGCCAGCUUCCAGAUCAACAUCAUCUAUGGCUUAUGUGCAAUUUGUAAACUAGUCUUUGACAUCAUAGCCAUUGCCCUGUCUUAUGUUCAGAUACUCCGUGCUGUUUUCCAUCUUCCUUCCCGUGAAGCCUGACUCAAGUCCCUCAGCACAUGUGGUUCUCAUGUUUGUGUCAUCCUUGCCUUCUAUACACCGGCCCUCUUUUCCUUCAUGACACAUCGCUUUGGCCGAAAUGUCCCCUGCUAUAUCCACAUACUCUUGGCCAAUCUUUAUGUUGUCGUGCCACCAAUGCUCAACCCUGUCAUAUACGGAGUCAGGACCAAGCAGAUCUAUGACCGUGUGAAGAAAAUAUUAUUACAGAAACAAGGAAAGGAAAAAUAA
Molecule: messenger RNA, 948 nt
Organism: Enhydra lutris kenyoni (northern sea otter)
Lineage: Eukaryota; Metazoa; Chordata; Mammalia; Carnivora; Mustelidae
Product: olfactory receptor 52E2-like
Biological process (GO): G protein-coupled receptor signaling pathway
Cellular component (GO): membrane
Molecular function (GO): G protein-coupled receptor activity; olfactory receptor activity
Source: RefSeq, a predicted model, not a curated record